UAUAUAUAUAUCUAGCGAAAGUAACUACAAAAAAAAAAAAAAAAAAAAAAAAAAACGCGCGCGUGCUUGUGUGCGAGGGGUGGGGGGUACGAUCGUACGUGUGUAUACCAACGUGUAACUCCUGUCUUGCGAAGCAGCACGGUCCAGUUGCCUACGAACGCUGGACCGACCUGGACUCUGCAGAGCGACAUGGGGAUACUGUUGCUGCUUCUGCCGUUUAUAAUUUCAGCGCCAUGGAAUCAAGCAGAUUCCCUUCUUCACAGUCGGGCGAACACCUGCGUCUCUCCCGCCGGGGAUUACGUCGCCGAGAACCUCACGACAGGAGAGGAGGUCCUCGUGUGCAAGAACUCUUCGGUGAGUACGUGGGAUUCCCUGGACCGAGUUUUGAUCUCACGUUGCUCGGGAGACGAGGAGAAUCACCAUGCAAAGUGUGUGACCGGAACUUCCCUUGGAGACAACGUUGCACUCGGCACCUGCAACGAGACCUUCCCCCUGCCCGAGGACUCCCACCUGGCGUGGCAAGAACCCGGGCUGGCCAAAUACUUCGCUUGUGACGGGGAGAAAGUGUGGCUGUCGGGGGCUAAGGGCGCGCUCACUCAGUGCCUGGGCCUCUCGUGGACGCCUGUUUACGACAGAUGUGGAGAAGGUGAGGAAUGAAAAGCAAAACAGUGGGUUGGAGCAAUAACAAACAGAUAGUUAGAUAGACAGAUACAUAAACAGGUUGACAGAUAUAUAGAUAAAGAUGAAAAAACAACAACAUAGAUAAUUAAACGUAGAUUGACGGAUGUGCAUGCUGACAGAUGGAAGCAAAGAAACAAAAUAAAACAGAUAUACCUAAAGAAGACAGACCGAAGAUCCCGCAGACAGACCAGCAGACAACAGAUCCAU
Penaeus chinensis is the source of this 888-nucleotide messenger RNA. RefSeq lists its product as uncharacterized. The transcript has 3 exons. Bases 190 to 657 code for a protein of 155 amino acids. The record is from RefSeq and is a predicted model, not a curated record. Lineage: Eukaryota; Metazoa; Arthropoda; Malacostraca; Decapoda; Penaeidae.